AUGUUGCACUGGGCAGCUCCUCUCGCGCUCCUCGCGUCGUAUGUGGCGGCGCAGACGUCGACAGAAUGCAAUCCGCGAAACACGACGUGUCCGCAAGAUCCAGCCCUCGGGACGACUUUUGAGACCACAUUCAACGAGUCAAUGACCGAGUUCGACCCCAAGUUCUUCAACAUUACCGCUGGGGCCGAUUUGAUCACCUUCUCGGAGAAGGGAGCGGAAAUGACCAUCACGAAGCAGGGCGACUCCGUUACAGUCCAAACAGCCUUCUAUAUCAUGUUUGGCAGGGUUGAGAUGAUCUUCCAAGCUGCCAGUGGACAGGGUAUCAUUAGCACUUACAACUUGCUAAGCGAUACACUCGACGAGAUCGAUCUGGAGAUCAUGGGCGGCAAUACUUCAUACGUCUCGAACAAUUUCUUCGGCUGGGGCAACACAAGCCAAUUCAACUCAGAGUACGAACCGACUACUGGUAGCGCUUGGGCUGGCGGCGCAAUGGGAGACAUGCACAACUACACCGUUGAUUGGGAGCAAGAAGAGAUCAGGUGGUGGAUGGACGGCGACCUUGUAAGGACGCAGACCUACCUUCCAGCUGGCCGGUAUCCUCAGACACCAUCUUUCUUGAAAUUCGGUAUUUGGGCUGGCGGCGACCCAGAUCUCCCGAAGGGGACACGAAAGUGGGCCGGCGGCGACACCGACUACUCAAAAGGCCCCUUCACAAUGACGGUCCAGUCGCUCAAGAUCAUCGACAGUCACACAAACGUCAGCUACUAUGACUAUGGUGACAAGACUGGCAGCUGGGAGAGCAUCAAGGCGAUUCCCGGCCAGUCUAACGCUUACAAGCUCAUGCACCUGAAGUCCUUCGGCGAGAAGACCCAGGAGCAAUGGGAUGGUCUGUCCACAGGGGCCAAGAUCGGCAUCGCUGCCGGAAUCGGCGGAACAUUCCUGAUCGCCUUUGCAGCUUUCAUCUUUUACUGCCUCCGUCAGCGACGGCAAGGGAAGGCGGAGAAGGCGAUGGCCGACAAAGAAUGGGAAGCGCAGCAGGCGGAGAAUGUGGAGUUGAAGGGCCAGAUCUCUGCAUAUCAGACACAGAUGAAGAAUGGCGCGUUUGCAACGAGUUAUCUUGGCCACAAUACGAACAAGAUUCGAACCUGUUGCAACAAUCGAAUCUUAUCAGCGUUUGUUCUCGAAGAUCACGUGACUGGACAAGAUGGUCACGUGACCCUUCCCAACACCGUUCUCCGUGGCCACAUGAGUCAGGCCUUGUGGAUUUUCGUGGUCCUCGACGAUCAACUCGUGGGUGUUCCGGUCGACGUGGACAUCCUCGCUGAACACCAUGAUGUCGUCCUGCUCGCCAAAUAUCUUUGCGAUUUCUUCCAGCGGGACGCCCUUGGUUUCCGGAAGGAGAAAGAAGAAUACAAUGCCGCCGACCAAGGUCAGGCAGAUGAAAACCAGGUAAAAUUUCCACCCAAUGCUGGCGAAGGCCGUCGCCGUGGCCUGGAGGUAAACCAGGUCCGUCAGGGCGAUGGUAGCGAUGGAUAA
Messenger RNA from Saxophila tyrrhenica, 1536 nucleotides. RefSeq lists its product as uncharacterized. The transcript has 3 exons. Gene Ontology annotation, molecular function: glycosyltransferase activity; hydrolase activity, hydrolyzing O-glycosyl compounds. Gene Ontology annotation, biological process: carbohydrate metabolic process; fungal-type cell wall organization. The coding region runs from base 1 to 1536 and encodes 511 amino acids. Gene Ontology annotation, cellular component: fungal-type cell wall. The record is from RefSeq and is a predicted model, not a curated record. Lineage: Eukaryota; Fungi; Ascomycota; Dothideomycetes; Mycosphaerellales; Extremaceae.